Molecule: messenger RNA, 1031 nt
Organism: Heteronotia binoei (common prickly gecko)
Lineage: Eukaryota; Metazoa; Chordata; Lepidosauria; Squamata; Gekkonidae
Product: autocrine proliferation repressor protein A-like
Exons: 8
Coding region: 63-1031 (322 amino acids)
Source: RefSeq, a predicted model, not a curated record
ACCUCUGGCAGGAGACACUGCCAAGCGACGAGCAGGCAAAGGGUCCAACAACGUAUUAGGAGAUGCAUUCUUUGGUCCUUUUCCUCUUUGCUGCCUGCUUGCCCCCUGUUUGGCUGAUGGACCAGAAAGCUCUGGAUGAAUUUGUGAACCUUCCUGACCCUCACUAUGAAUAUACCCUCCUGAAGAAGAUUGUUGUGCCAUACACUACCCAUAAUAUCAUCAAUAUGACCUCCCAGAAGUGGCUGAAUGAAUCUGAAGUGGACAAACCAUACUGGAGCCAUGAACUGACAAUUCUUAUUCCCAUAAAAGUGACACUUGCAGAUUCAUGUCUCCUUAUACUCCAACUUGAUCGAAAUGAUAGUUCAGCUCCAAGUAAUCCUUUCAACCCGUUUCGUCGUCUUAUAGCAGUGAUGCAAUCAAAAUCGAUCGUAGCUAUGCUGAAUCCAUUUCCUUCUCAACCACUCACCUUCUAUGAUCAUCCUUUAGGAUACAAGAACAUCACCGGAUAUGAUACAGUUGCAUAUUCAUGGUGGAGGUUUAUGAAUGACCCAACUGCACCUCCACACUGGCUUGUGCAAUUCCCGAUGGUCAAGGCCACAGUGAGAGCCAUGGACACUAUAACAGAGUAUAUGAAGAAUAAAUAUCAUAUACCCAUUGAAAGAUUUACACUGACGGGCAUUUCGUUGGGUGGCUGGAUCUCCUGGCUGACGGCUGCUGUUGAUAAGAGGGUUGAAGGAAUUGUACCCGUUGCCAUGGAAUUCCUGAAUUUCACUGAGAGUUUCCACCACCAAUACCGAGCAUAUUGCGGCUGGUCUUAUAUGCUGAAACCCUUCUAUGAGAUGAAUAUAACACAAGAGUUGGAUAAUCCCCGUUUCAGUGAUCUGGUUCGUCUUGUGGACCCCAUAGCCUACAAUGAGCAAUACGCAGACACAGCCAAGAACAUAAUCAUUUUAUCAGGGGAUGAGUUCUUCCCGCCUGACAACUCACGUUAUUACUUUUCUCAACUGGAAGGUACAAAAUAUCUUCAGUAA